Messenger RNA from Danaus chrysippus (African queen), 849 nucleotides. NCBI's taxonomy places the organism in Eukaryota, Metazoa, Arthropoda, Insecta, Lepidoptera, Nymphalidae. The record is from the annotation of a GenBank genome assembly.
AUGGAAGAUGAUGAAGAUCCGGUCGAACUUCCUCAUCAGGGGGUAAAGAUAUUGUCGGAAGAUGAGAAGCAACGGUUAGAAGCUCAAAACUCUAGAAUUAUCCCUGAAGCAAAGGCAUUAAGGUUAGAAAGAGAAGCCAAAAGACAUUGGGACAUAUUUUACAAACGUAAUGAAACAAAAUUUUUCAAAGACCGGCAUUGGACAACACGUGAGUUUCAAGAACUUAUAAAUUUCGACGUAGAUCAGAAGAUUGUGUAUUUAGAAAUGGGUUGUGGAGUUGGCAAUAUGGUUUUUCCUUUGAUAGAAGAAGGAUUUUCAAACUUUUACUUCUACGCGUGUGACUUUUCACCACGUGCUGUGGAAUUUGUCAAAUCCAACAAACUUUACGAUGAAAAUAAAAUAAAAGCGUUCUGCGCUGAUCUAACUACCGACGAUAUCUAUGACAACGUGGAAAAGGAGAGCGUAGAUAUCUGCAGUUUAAUUUUCGUAUUAUCUGCUGUCCAUCCUGCUAGUUGGUCGCAAGUAGCCAAGUUGGCUUACAACGUGCUGAGACCCGGCGGAGUCCUUUUAUUCCGUGACUAUGGCAGAUAUGACAUGGCGCAGUUACGGUUCAAACCCGGACACAAGAUAUCUGAGAACUUUUACAUGAGGCAGGAUGGCACGAGGAGUUACUUUUUUACGGAUGAUGAACUGGCCCAUUUGUUUGUUGAAGCUGGAUUCGAAAUUCUCAUGAAUAAUUAUGUCCAGCGUCGGACGGUCAACUUCAAAGAAGGUAUUGAUGUGCCUCGUAUAUUUGUACAAGGAAAAUAUAAGAAGCCUGUAGCAGAUGAUCUUGGACUGGAGUGUUAA